Punica granatum (pomegranate) is the source of this 1543-nucleotide messenger RNA. The record is from RefSeq and is a predicted model, not a curated record. Lineage: Eukaryota; Viridiplantae; Streptophyta; Magnoliopsida; Myrtales; Lythraceae.
CAUUCCAUAUCCCAUAGAGAGAGAGAGAGAGAGAGAGAGAGAGAGAGAGAGGGUGGAACCGAUGGCUACAGUGGAGAAGGAGGAGAAGCAAAUGGAGAAGGAAGAUUUCGUAUAUGUGGAGCAAACUAAAGGCGUCAAUGGCCUCGACAAGGUGAUUCUCCGAGAGGUCCGCGACUUUUCAGCUGAGGUAUACUUGUAUGGAGGUCAUGUAACAUCAUGGAAGAAUGAACAUGGGGAAGAACUGCUCUUCGUCAGCAACAAGGCUAUAUUUAAGCCUCCAAAAGCAAUCCGGGGAGGUAUCCCGAUCUGUUUUCCUCAAUUUGGUCCACACGGUACUCUUGAACAACAUGGAUUUGCAAGGAACAGAGUCUGGAGCAUUGAUAAUGAUGCCCCGCCCUUUUCAACAAAUAGCACCGACAAGGCUUUUAUCGACCUAAUUUUGAAGCCUUCUGACGAAGAUAUGAAGCUCUGGCCACACAAAUAUGAGUUUCGUCUAAGGAUAACUCUGGCACCUGGAGGAGACUUAAAGUUGACAUCUCGCAUCCGAAAUAUGAAUACUGAUGGGAAGCCAUUCACAUUCACAUUUGCCUAUCAUACCUAUUUUGCUGUCACUGACAUCAGUGAAGUGCGGGUGGAAGGACUAGAGACGCAUGACUACCUCGAUAACCUAAGGAAUAGGGAGCGGUUCACUGAACAAGGAGAUGCUAUAACAUUUGAAUCAGAGGUGGACAAAGUAUACCUCAGUACACCAACGAAGAUAGCCAUUUUGGAUCACGAGCGGAAGAGAACAUUUGUUUUGCGAAAAGAUGGACUUCCAGAUGCUGUGGUGUGGAAUCCCUGGGACAAGAAAGCGAAAGCGAUGGCUGAUUUCGGGGAUGAAGAAUACAAACAUAUGUUGUGUGUUGAGGCCGCAUGCAUAGAAAAGCCCAUUACUUUGAAACCUGGUGAAGAGUGGAGAGGCAGGCAGGAGCUUUCUGCUGUUCCUUCCAGUUAUUGUAGCGGACAGCUGGACCCCGAGACGGUACUGCAAUCUGGUUAAGGACUGGGUUAAUAUGGAUCCAUCAAUUAUACAGGUUUACUAUUUGCAUCUGGGGAUGAGGUUUGCUGACAAAGCCAAUCUGUUUUUCAAUAGAUGGCGGAUUGAUCAGUCCAUAAUUGUUUCUAAGUAGAAUUUAUCGAAGAACCACUCUCAAAUUCCACAUACAGUAUGAACAAGGCCAUGAAAAGCAAUAGGGAAUAACCUGGUCGGGUUAAUACCUUUGUAUGAUUGUUGUUAUUAUUAUUAUUAUUAUUCGGAAGGGCUGAAGAGGAGGAGAGAGAGUAUUACUAUUUCCCUCUUUCCUUUGCUUGUUGGCUCCAUUGGAAGCCGUGAUUGAUGAUGAACUCUCCUGCCAGUGCCUGCGCAGAGAUUAUACAUAUGCUCUUGCGGUGGAAUGUCCUGCAUUUUUUUCCUUAUAUUCUGCUACCUUGUUGGUUCUACAUGAAAGUCCUCCGAACUCAAAUGAAGUUGAAUGAUAUCUUUGAUAAAUUUGCGUUGCGUUUU